Thyridium curvatum is the source of this 1893-nucleotide messenger RNA. RefSeq lists its product as uncharacterized. Gene Ontology annotation, biological process: transmembrane transport. NCBI's taxonomy places the organism in Eukaryota, Fungi, Ascomycota, Sordariomycetes, Thyridiales, Thyridiaceae. The record is from RefSeq and is a predicted model, not a curated record. Bases 1 to 1893 code for a protein of 630 amino acids. Gene Ontology annotation, molecular function: transmembrane transporter activity. The transcript is spliced from 2 exons.
AUGACACAGUCAACACCCCGGGCCGGGGGUCCUUCGCGCCCUGCCGCGGAGGACGAAAAGAGCACACAUCCCGUACCGCCGCCCGCGACCGAGGAGAUGCUUGACGCCAACUCGGUCAUACACUACACGUAUCUGACCUUCCAGACGCCCCUGCCGACGGCCAACACGACGAUCCAAUCGCUGACCGCCUCGUCCAAUGAGCCGGCGCCGCAGCCGCCGAACCUGAAGCCCUUCACGAACCCGAUAGAGUGGCCGCUCACUCGCAAGUACGUCAUGCUGUUCCUCUCGUGCGUCGCCACCCUCCUCACGGCGUACGCGGCGGGGUGCUACUCGCCGCCCUCGUACAUCAUGGCCGAGGUGUUCGGCGUGUCCCAGACGGCCGUCCUCGUCGGCAUCACCACCUACUGCAUCGGCUUCGCCCUGACGCCCAUGGUCCUCGCGCCCUUCUCCGAGAUCAACGGCCGGUACCCGGUCUUUGUCGUGAGCGGCAUCAUCUUCGUCCUCUUCCAGGCCAUCAGCGGCCUCGUCAACAAUCUGGCCGGCAUGCUGGUCGCCCGGUUCAUCUGCGGCGGCGGAGGGUCCGUGUUCAGCACCAUGGUCGGCGGCGUCAUCGCCGACAUGUACCGCGCCGAGGACCGCAACACCCCCAUGGCCAUCUUCAGCGGCGCCGUCAUGGCGGGCACGGGUAUGGGUCCGCUCGUCGCGGCGGUCAUCACGGAGCGGUAUCCACUGGCUACGCAUGGGCAGGUGUGGAGGUGGGUGUUUUGGCACCAGGUCAUCCUGGGCGGCGUCCUCAUGGUCGCGCUCGUGCUGUUCUUCUACGAGAGCCGAGGAUCCGUGCUGCUUUCACGAAAGGCCAGCGCGGUCAACAAGUGGUACGAGAAGCUUGAGGACGCAGGCUACUACGGUGUGUGGAUCGACGGGGAGGAUGCCCUCCGCGUUGCUGGCGACGUGGAGUCCGACUCGGAAAGUACCCUCGCUGGUGUCGACGUCGAGGGCCGGUCGGUCUCGGACGAAGAAGAGAAGACCGACGAGAUCAACCGCGUAUCUGACAGCCGACGACCCUCCGCCUCCGAUGCCCAAACGCGCCGGCCCCUGCGCCGCGUGCGCUGGCUCGUCAAGGAAGACGAGGAGCGCUCCUCCCUCGCGACCAUGAUCUCCAUCUCCGUCGUACGACCCUUCCACCUGCUCUUCACCGAGCCCGUCAUCUUCUUCUUCUCCCUCUGGGUCGCUUUCGCCUGGGCCGCCCUCUACCUGACCUUCUCCUCAACCUUCCUCAUCUUCCAAGAGGUCUACGGCUGGGAUAUCGAGCGCUCGGGCUACGCCUUCUUCGCCAUGAUCAUCGCCGCGCCCCUGGCGACGCUCAUGGGCCUCGGCCAGGAGGCCCUGCUGCGCCUGCCCGACUGGCAGGACCGCCCGGGUAGCUCGCGGCACCCCUUCUGGGUCGCCCUCCGCCGCCGGUUCCCCGUCGCCUCGCCCGAGUCCCGCCUCUACUUCACCUGCUUCACGGCCGCCUUCCUGCCGGCGGGCCUGCUGCUCUUCGGCCUCUCGGCCCGCCCGGACGUCUCGCCCGCCGCGCCGGCGGCCGGCAUCGGCGUCGCCACGCUGGGCAUCUACUCGGUCUACCUCGCCACCUUCAACUACUUUGCCGACGUGUACCACCGGUACGCGAGCUCGGCGCUCGCGGCGCAGAGCUGCUGCCGCAACCUGCUGGGCGGGUGCUUCCCCGUCGUCACGGGCGCCAUGUUCCACGGACUCGGGCCCGCGCGGGCGGGCGCCGUGCUGGGCGGGGCCGGCGCCGCGCUGACGCUCGUGCCGUGGGUGCUCGUCUUCUUUGGGGAGAGGAUCCGGAGGCGGAGCAAGUUUGCCGUGGCUUUGGAGAAACAGAUCUGA